AUCUCAUGUACCAUAACUAUGGUGUGCUAACAAUUUGCAGUGAACUAUCAACCGUGGCUAAAUGAUUUUUUCUCACUUCCUAAGGAGCAGGGGUGGACUGACAAUUCAUGGGGCCCCCGGGCAAUAGGGGAUCAUGGGGCCCCUGUGUCCUUGCCCAAACUCAAAAAAGCCUAUGAAAAAGGUACCAGGGGCAUCUCAUGGGGCCCCUACUGACCCCAGGCCCUCAGGCAGUGCCCGAGUUUCCAAAUGGUCAGUCCGCCCCUGCUAAGGAGUAC
Staurois parvus is the source of this 275-nucleotide messenger RNA. Lineage: Eukaryota; Metazoa; Chordata; Amphibia; Anura; Ranidae. The record is from the annotation of a GenBank genome assembly.